Baudoinia panamericana UAMH 10762 is the source of this 1357-nucleotide messenger RNA. RefSeq lists its product as uncharacterized. Lineage: Eukaryota; Fungi; Ascomycota; Dothideomycetes; Mycosphaerellales; Teratosphaeriaceae. The transcript has a single exon. The record is from RefSeq and is a predicted model, not a curated record. The coding region runs from base 273 to 1214 and encodes 313 amino acids.
CAACGGGCUUCGGUCAUAUUUGUCUUGCUACCACGUCAACGCACGCUGAUUCCGGUUUGAUGUGUUAUAGCAGCUCGACUAUGACGUGCAUGCUGCAGCCGGGCGGUAGCUGCAGGAUGAGCAGGAGGCGCAGUUGGCAUGCGCCGAUCUCUCCAUGGUGUGUCGCACCUGUAAAGCGCAUCCCACCCGUUACGAUUCCCACUGCGUGAUAAGGUUAAGGUAGGUCGCUCGUUCACUUUCCAUUAUUGCAACGUGCAAUAGACCUGCCGAACAUGUCUCGCCCAGAUGAUUACUACCAACAGCCGCCGAACACCUCGUACAGACACCCCGACCCUAAAAUAGGCGGCCAUGGCGAUAGAGGACCAGCAUAUGACCAAUACGAACGGGAGGAGCCACCCCGCCGAGCGAAACCGACUAAAGAGGCUGGAUACGAUGCUAAUUACUUUCCACCUCCACCACGCUCGGAGUACGGCUCCGCAGGUGGUCGCGAGAAUGAACGGCCGUACGCCCAAAGUGAGCGAGGGCCGGAUGACGGUCAAGCAUUGACACCUUAUGAUGAGGAGAAGGCAUGGGCCCAGUACAACGAUGCUUACGGCCCGCCACCGCAGGAAUCCGAUGCAAGGAGAUCACAGCCUCCACCAUCGGUAGACUCGUACGACAGGCACACAGAAGAUAGGCAUUGGGAUGAGCGCUCGCGCUACGACGACCGAGAGCGCAGACGUCGUAGCCGGCCCCGGUACGAAGAGGACGAGUAUGACCACGAUCGACGCCGUGACCCGCGACCUCUACCACCGCCAGAAGAUGAUCGACGUUCGAGGAAGCAGCGCUCGCCGCCGAAACAGCGCGGCAAGGACUUCUUAGGAUCCGGUGAUGGUGAUCGAGGCUUAGGUGCUACCCUUUUGGGUGGAGCAGCUGGGGCGUUCCUUGGCGAUCAAGCUGACAGAGGGCUUCUCGGUACGAUGGGUGGUGCAGUACUAGGUGCGGUGGCUGCGAGGGCAGGGGAGAAGCAGCUCACGAAGCAUCAGGACGAAAAGUCGGUCCACGUGCGGCGCAAAGACCGAGGUGAGUACGCAGAUCCAUAUCAUGACAGCAGGGACCACAGUAGGGGAGGCAGUAGAGUCGACGAGUUCAGGCCGAGAAGGGAGCCACCGCCACGGAACAGGCGGAGACGUGACGACGAGACUGACUCAUACUACACGGAUGAAAGAGAUUGACGGUGCACACGAAGGAGGAUCGAUUCGGCGCGGAUACAAAGAUCGCGGUCAUGAUUAGAUGAAGUGAGAGACGAUGAUACCCUUACCAUGUAGCUGCAGUGAAUUGAACCAUUAAUCUUCCCACCUCUUAACGAGGCUCCCGC